AUGUCUCUCUCUUUCUCUCGCUGCCCCGCAAAGCUAAAUGUCAAUGGGCAGCGCAAAAGUGCGGAGGAGCCCACGAGAUCCCCGUCCAUAGCACGGCUUGGUAUCGAUUCAUCCUUCCUUUUGAAUGGUCCCAUGUGGAUUGCUCAGGACAGAUCUGCCCCCUUCCGUGCGUCGGCGAUGGAAUGCUGGGGGAAAGGAGAGGCCGGGGCCUGGGUUGCCACCGUCAGACAGAGGCUCCUGGAAUAG
Aspergillus niger is the source of this 246-nucleotide messenger RNA. RefSeq lists its product as hypothetical. The record is from RefSeq and is a predicted model, not a curated record. Lineage: Eukaryota; Fungi; Ascomycota; Eurotiomycetes; Eurotiales; Aspergillaceae. The coding region runs from base 1 to 246 and encodes 81 amino acids. The transcript is spliced from 2 exons.